AUGGAAACGGUGGGAAUGUGUCCACUUAACCACAACACAUCCGUGGUGAUAUGUGAAGCAGGAAACAAACAAUUAAACGAUGAAAACAGGGUGGGAAUAUGUCCACUUAAACAGAACACAUUUGCAAUGAUUUGUGAAGCAGAUAGCAAACGAGUAAACGAUGGAAACCGGAUGGGAAUGUGUCCACUUUAUCAGAACACAUCCAUGGUAAUAUGUGAAGAAGUUAACAAACAAGUAAACGACGAAAACAGGGUGGGAAUGUGUCCACUUAAACACAACACAUCCGCAGCAAUAUGUGAAGCAGGUAACAAACGAGUAAACGAUGGAAACAGGGUGGGAAUGUGUCCACUUAAACACAACACAUCCGCAGUAAUAUGUGAAGCAGGUAACAAACGAGUAAACGAUGGAAACAGGGUGGGAAUGUGUCCACUUAAACACAACAUAUCCGCAGUAAUAUGUGAGGCAGGUAACAAACGUGUAAACGAUGGAAACAGGGUGGGAAUGUGUCCACCUAAACAGAACACACCCGUUGUGAUAUGUGAAGCAGGUAACAAACAAGUAAACGAUGGAAACAGGGUGGGAAUUUGUCCACUCAAAUAUAACACAUCCGUUGUGAUAUGUGAAGCAGGUAAUAAACGUGUAAACGAUGGAAACAGGGUGGAAAUGUGUCCACUUAAACACAACAUAUCCGCAGUAAUAUGUGAAGCAGGUAACAAACGUGUAAACGAUGGAAACAGGGUGGGAAUGUGUCCACCUAAACAGAACACACCCGUUGUGAUAUGUGAAGCAGGUAACAAACAAGUAAACGAUGGAAACAGGGUGGGAAUUUGUCCACUCAAAUAUAACACAUCCGUUGUGAUAUGUGAAGCAGGUAAUAAACGUGUAAACGAUGGAAACAGGGUGGAAAUGUGUCCACUUAAACACAACAUAUCCGCAGUAAUAUGUGAAGCAGGUAACAAACGUGUAAACGAUGGAAACAGGGUGGGAAUGUGUCCACUUAAACACAACACAUCCGCAGUAAUAUGUGAAGCAGGUAACAAACGUGUAAACGAUGGAAACAGGGUGGGAAUGUGUCCACCUAAACAGAACACACCCGUUGUGAUAUGUGAAGCAGGUAACAAACAAGUAAACGAUGGAAACAGGGUGGGAAUUUGUCCACUCAAAUAUAACACAUCCGUUGUGAUAUGUGAAGCAGGUAAUAAACGUGUAAACGAUGGAAACAGGGUGGAAAUGUGUCCACUUAAACACAACAUAUCCGCAGUAAUAUGUGAAGCAGGUAACAAACGUGUAAACGAUGGAAACAGGGUGGGAAUGUGUCCACUUAAACACAACACAUCCGCAGUAAUAUGUGAAGCAGGUAACAAACGUGUAAACGAUGGAAACAGGGUGGGAAUGUGUCCACCUAAACAGAACACACCCGUUGUGAUAUGUGAAGCAGGUAACAAACAAGUAAACGAUGGAAACAGGGUGGGAAUUUGUUCACUCAAAUAUAACACAUCUGUUGUGAUAUGUGAAGCAGGUAAUAAACGUGUAAACGAUGGCAACAGUGUGGGAAUGUGUCGACUGAAUUAG
Molecule: messenger RNA, 1572 nt
Organism: Mytilus californianus (California mussel)
Lineage: Eukaryota; Metazoa; Mollusca; Bivalvia; Mytilida; Mytilidae
Exons: 1
Coding region: 1-1572 (523 amino acids)
Source: RefSeq, a predicted model, not a curated record